Messenger RNA from Penicillium canariense, 2652 nucleotides. RefSeq names its product tRNA (cytosine-C5-)-methyltransferase. Bases 1 to 2652 code for a protein of 883 amino acids. Lineage: Eukaryota; Fungi; Ascomycota; Eurotiomycetes; Eurotiales; Aspergillaceae. The record is from RefSeq and is a predicted model, not a curated record. Gene Ontology annotation, biological process: tRNA methylation. Gene Ontology annotation, cellular component: nucleus; cytoplasm. The transcript is spliced from 4 exons. Gene Ontology annotation, molecular function: tRNA binding; tRNA (cytidine-N5)-methyltransferase activity.
AUGGGCAAACGGGGUGGCAAAAAGUUUAAUCGUGGAGGCAGAGGUGGCGGCGGUGGCCGCUCAGAGCGCUCCACCAAUUGGCAAGACAUCAGUCGGACCAACGAGAGACUCCAGAGCUACUACAAUGAGCCUGAAUUUAUCCCAGAAGAGGAGAGGGAGCAGUUUUGGGCUGCCAUGCAGAGAGAUCUCCCGAACAGCUUCCGCUUCACGGGCUCGCGUGGACAUGCGCUUGCUGUCCAAGAACGUCUGAAGGACUUCUAUAUCCCCGAGAUCACCUCAAUCAAGUAUGAAGGCGAGUUGGUCGAGCCGCCGCGCCCGGUGUCAUGGUACCCCGACCAGCUUGCUUGGUCGAUGACCACUCCCAAGCAGGUCAUUCGCCGUCAUGCCCCCUUCGCUUCGUUCCAAAAGUUCCUUGUCGCCGAGACCGAAGUCGGAAACAUCAGUCGCCAGGAGGUUGUCAGCAUGAUUCCUCCGCUUCUCAUCGACAUCCGCCCUGGAAUGACCGUUCUGGACAUGUGCGCUGCACCGGGAAGCAAGUCUGCGCAGUUGAUGGAGGCUCUCCAUGCUGGGGAAGAGGAUGCGCUUCUGCAGGUUGCUAAGCAGGUUAAGGAGGGCACCGCUGGACCCGAGCCUUUGGGCCCUGAGGGCUUGAACGACGACGGUCGCACUACUGGUCUGUUGAUCGCCAACGACAGUGACUACAAGCGCGCACACAUGUUGAUUCACCAGAUGAAGCGUUUGAGCUCGCCCAAUCUGAUUGUGACGAACCAUGAUGCUACCAUGUACCCGUCCAUCAAGCUUCCCCCUCUCCCCACCGCCGAGGGAAAGCGACCUCUGAACCGAUACCUGAAGUUUGACCGUAUCCUCGCCGAUGUUCCUUGCUCUGGUGACGGCACUGCUCGGAAGAACGUCGGAGUGUGGAAGGACUGGAGCCCGACUAACGCUCUUGGCCUCUACGUUACCCAAGCUCGUAUUUUGGUCCGCGCCUUGCAGAUGCUCAAGGUUGGUGGACGUGUCGUCUACUCUACUUGUAGUAUGAACCCCAUUGAGAAUGAGGCUGUCAUUGCUAGUGCAAUUGAGCGCUGCGGUGGUGCCGCCAAUGUUAAGAUUCUUGACUGCAGCCAAGAGCUACCCGGCUUGAAGCGUCGGCCUGGCCUGAAGAGCUGGAAGGUCAUGGACCGCGAGGGCCGCAUCUGGAGCAGCUGGAAGGAUGUCACGGAGCAAAGAGAGCAGGAGAGCGGUAAUGGCUUGGCCCGGUUGGCUGAGGGCAUGUUCGCUCCUACCGGCGAAACAGCUGAUCUGCCACUCGAGCGCUGCAUGCGCGUCUACCCCCAUCUCCAGGAUACUGGUGGUUUCUUCAUCACUGUUCUUGAGAAGACCUCUGAGAUCAAGGCUAAGCCCGAGAACUCUGCGAACGUCAUUCCCCUCCUUCCCAGGGGUUCUGUUGCGGCUCUUGCCGCAGAGCUUGACUCCCGCAACAACGAGAAUGGGGAGCCUUACCAGAAGCUGGAGGCGCUGGACGACCUUGUUCCUGCCGACAAGGAGGCCGAGCUGGAGGCUGCGAAGAACGCAACCGUUGCCGAGGCCACCCACCAGCCCCCAUACUCUGUGACUCUCGACGCUUCGCAGCCUGCGUCACCUGUCAAGCGCGAGGGUGAUGAAUUGGAAGAGGAGCUUCCUGCCAAGAGGACUAAGCUCGAGAAUGGGAGUGAGGUCCUGGUCGGUGACCGUCCGGUUCACCGUCCUGCCCCAUCGGUGGAGGUCGAGCAUGCCGACACUCCGACUGAUACUACGACUCCCUCUCAGGCGACCCCUGCUCCAUUGGCCCAGGGCUUCAAGAAGAAGGUCGUUCAGGAGGAGCCUUAUAAAUAUCUGGACCCCAAUCACGAAGAGCUGCAGCCUAUCUACAACUUCUUUGAGCUGUCAGAACGGUUCCCUCGGGACCGAUGGAUGGUGCGCAAUGCGGAGGGCAACCCGACCAGGACGGUUUACUACACCAGCGCUCUGGCUAGGGAUAUCCUCACCCAGAACGAGCGCUCGGGUAUCAAGUUUGUCCACUGCGGUGUCAAGAUGUUCGUGAAGCAGGAUGCGCAGCGGGAGCACGUCUGUCGCUGGCGUAUCCAGACGGAUGGAUUGAAGAUCAUUGAGCCCUGGUUGGGCGAUAUCCGCACCGUCACGCUGACCCAGCGGGAGACCCUGCGCCGACUGCUCAUCGAGAUGUUCCCGAAGGUCAACGAUGACGGCUGGAAGCAGCUCGACGAGAUCGGCGAGCGCGUGAAGGACAUUCCCAUGGGCUGCAGUAUUCUGCGCAUUGAGCCCAGCGGCAAAGAUGAUGGUCUUACCGAGCGGAUGGUUCUGCCCCUCUGGCGCUCCCUGCACUCUAUCAACCUGAUGCUUCCCAAGGAAGAGCGUCGGGCUAUGCUACUGCGUAUCUUCAACGAUUCCACCCCAGUGAUCAACGUGACCCAGAAGAGCCAGAAGUCGCAGCAAACACAGGCCGAGCCCCUUGUUGAACCCACCGUUGCGGUCGAGGACGCUGCGCUAAAGAAGGAAAACCUCGCGUUGGGUCAGGACGAGCAAGAGCAGAUGGACACGCGCGAGACGUAUUUCAAGGCCGGCGAUGAGGAGGACCAGUUCAACACGACUGUUUAG